UUGAGAGUAUCCGUCACAUCAAUUUGACUCGUAAAAACCUGCCACGAAUCCUGCUGCACACAGAUGCAGCCCAGGCUAUUGGUAAAAUGGAGGUAGACGUUGUGGAAAUGGACGUGGAUUAUCUAAGCAUUGUGGGCCACAAGUUCUAUGGCCCACGGAUCGGAGCCGUGUUUGUGAGAAACCUAGGAAGUAAAGAGGUACCUUUAUACCCGAUGUUGUAUGGUGGAGGACAGGAGCGUAACUUCAGACCAGGGACAGAGAACACUGGUAUGAUAGCUGGUCUGGGAAAGGCCGCUGAACUUGUGGUACAGUACCUAGACAACUACAGCAAACAUAUGGCUACAGUGAGGGACUACCUCGAGACACGACUCCAGGAUGUGUUUGGGGACCGAAUCCAUAUCAACGGGAAAUUUGCUACCAGUGAACACUUGUAAUGUUUCCAUUUCGGGACACAGAUUGUUUGGCCACAUGGUUCUGUCCCACUGCGACAGACUGCAGGCCAGUGUCGGAGCAGCAUGCCAUGCCCAGAACAG
This is a messenger RNA of Mizuhopecten yessoensis (Yesso scallop), 533 nucleotides long. Its product is annotated as selenocysteine lyase-like. The record is from RefSeq and is a predicted model, not a curated record. Lineage: Eukaryota; Metazoa; Mollusca; Bivalvia; Pectinida; Pectinidae. Bases 87 to 434 code for a protein of 115 amino acids. The transcript is spliced from 6 exons.